AUGUAUCGUCAGAUUUUAAUUUAUCCCGAUGAUCGAAAAUACCAAAGGAUUCUCUGGUAUCAUAAAGGAGAGGUCAAGACCUUCCAACUCAAUAUAGUUACUUUUGGGGUAGCUGCAGCUCCAGUCCUUGCAAUUCGCACCAUUCAACAACUUGCUCGUGACGAGGCCAAAGAUUUUCCAAGAGUUAGUAAAUUACUCUUUCGUGACUUUUAUGUCGACGACUUUAUUUCUGGUUCAAAUACUCUUGAAGAACUUUUGGCAAUUCGUGAUGAAAUGAUAGCUUUGUUGCGCCGAUGUAGUUUCAUCAAUCGAAAAUGGGCUUCAAAUCAUUUAUCUGCUUUGAAUACCAUUGACAAGAAGGUGUUCGAUCUUGACUGUGUUAUCAGAGAAGAUCCCGUUCAGAAAACUUUGGGUGUCGUGUGGGAUUCUCAAAGGGACAUCCUGCAAUAUUCUGUGAGUUGUAUCGAUCUUCAAGCUACUUUAACCAAAAGACAGCUUUUAUCUAAAAUCUCAAAGAUAUUUGACCCUUUAGGUCUAUUAGGACCGGUCGUAUUGUUUGCCAAAACCUUGAUUCAGGAUUGCUGGAAGGCCAAGGUUGGCUGGGACGAAUCGCUUCCUCAAGAUAUCCAUACCAAAUGGAAAUCCUUUGUUCUUCAAUCAUCACUUCUGAAACAGGUCUCGUUUCCUCGUCAAUUUUUAAUUCCAAAUCCAACUAGGAUUGAACUUUAUGGCUUCUGUGAUGCCUGCAACUACGGUUAUGGUACAUGCUUGUUCUUGAAAUCUGUAGACUCCUCAAACAACGUGAUAAGUCGCUUGGUUUGUAGUAAAUCUCGAGUUGCUCCCUUGAGCGGCGUAACAAUCCCUCGAUUGGAAUUGUGCGCUGCUUCCGUUCUUAAAAAACUUUACGUCGAUACUAAAUCUCAAUUCGAUUUCCCAAUUGAUCAAACAAUUUUUUUGUCUGAUUCCACUAUUGUUCUCGCGUGGUUGAAAAAGGCUCCUCAUCUCCUCAGAGUUUUCGAAUCCAACAAAGUUGCUGAUAUUCAAACGUUAGGUGAACAAGUUUCUUGGAGACACGUCCGUUCAGAGGACUACCCUGCAGACGCCCUUUCUAGAGGACAACUACCAGCUGACUUUCUAGAUAACUCACUUUGGACUUUAGGACCAUCUUGGCUUUCCCUGCCUUCACAAGAAUGGCCCAAAUCCGUUGAAACUUCUCCUAAAGAGCUUCCUGGUCUUAAGAAAGGAGUGUGUCUGUUGACAACGCCAAGUUCAUCAUUCAGCGAAAUCUAUUCACGUUUCUCCGUCUACGGUCGAUUGACUAGAGUAAUGGCAUAUGUUUUUCGAUGGAGACAAAGGUCUCGUGAUCGAGGUAAGACAACUCAAUUGUUUCCCGACGUCGAAGAAUCUUCAAUCAGGAUGAAGAAAAUUCUUCAGUUAGUUCGUCCCCUUCUUCCUUCGGAAGUCAUGGCUUCCGAAAUUAGCAUCGUUAAGUCGAUGCAACAAGAAAGGUUUCCCAAUGAGCUUCGAAAAUUGUCUCAAACUUGUAAUUCCCUCAAACGGGGAACUAGUUUCGAGAACUUGGCUCCCCUAGGAGACGAUAAGGUUAUCCGUGUAUGGACGUUUAAACAAGUCUCAGCUUCCAUACAAUCAAAGGCAUCCGAUUCUUUUGCCUCAGAACCAUCAUAG
This is a messenger RNA of Phymastichus coffea, 1686 nucleotides long. RefSeq lists its product as uncharacterized. The coding region runs from base 1 to 1686 and encodes 561 amino acids. NCBI's taxonomy places the organism in Eukaryota, Metazoa, Arthropoda, Insecta, Hymenoptera, Eulophidae. The transcript has a single exon. The record is from RefSeq and is a predicted model, not a curated record.